Molecule: messenger RNA, 1584 nt
Organism: Sugiyamaella lignohabitans
Lineage: Eukaryota; Fungi; Ascomycota; Dipodascomycetes; Dipodascales; Trichomonascaceae
Gene: ILV1
Product: threonine ammonia-lyase ILV1
Exons: 1
Coding region: 1-1584 (527 amino acids)
Biological process (GO): L-threonine catabolic process
Molecular function (GO): pyridoxal phosphate binding; threonine deaminase activity
Source: RefSeq, a predicted model, not a curated record
AUGUCCGCUUUCAAUUAUUCGACGGUCGAUCCUUCAUAUCUGCUACCAGAUGGUACUCCCGAUUAUUUACGUCUUAUCUUAACAUCACGAGUAUACGAUGUUUGCCAGGAAACACCAGUGACGCCGGCUGUCGGUAUGUCUGCCCGACUAAAUACGACAAUUUUGUUCAAAAGAGAAGACUUACAACCAGUAUUCUCAUUUAAACUAAGAGGUGCCUAUAACAUGAUGGCUCAAUUGUCACCCGAUGUAAGCUGGAAGGGAGUAAUUGCCUGUUCGGCAGGAAAUCAUGCCCAGGGAGUAGCUUAUUCAGCUAAACAUCUCAAAAUCCCCGCUACCAUUGUCAUGCCCACUCCAACUCCUUCUAUUAAGUACACAAAUGUUCAUAGAAUGGGUGCCAAGGUGGUACUUCAUGGUGAUGACUUUGAUGCUGCUAAAGUUGAAUGUGCCAGAUUAGCCGAAAAGCAUGGACUGACUAAUAUUCCUCCAUUCGAUGAUCCUUAUGUUAUUGCUGGUCAAGGUACUAUUGGACUAGAGCUUGUUCGUCAAGUCAACAUUCACCAAGUUAAAGCCGUCUUCUGUGGUGUUGGUGGUGGUGGUUUGAUUGCUGGUGUUGCUGCUUAUAUCAAGAGAAUUGCUCCUCAUGUUAAAAUCAUUGGCGUUGAGACUUACGAUGCUGAUGCUAUGUACAGAUCUUUAAAAACUGGAGAGCGUGUAACGUUAAAACAAGUUGGCCUGUUCGCUGAUGGUGCUGCUGUUAAAGUUACAGGUGAAGAGACCUUCAGAUUGUGUCAGCAAUACGUUGAUGAGGUUGUGCAUACAACCACCGAUGAGAUCUGUGCUGCUAUCAAGGACGUCUUUCAAGAAACUAGAUCUAUUGUUGAACCAGCCGGUGCACUUUCUGUUGCCGGUAUCCAAAAAUACAUUGCAUUACACCCUGAGUUGGAUCACGCUAGUGCUUCUUAUGUUUCGGUGUUGUCAGGCGCAAAUAUGAAUUUUGACCGACUAAGAUUUGUAGCAGAAAGAGCUAAACUUGGUGAAGGCAAAGAGGUGUUUCUCAUUGUUAACAUUCCAGAAACUCCUGGCUCAUUCCGAGACCUUAUCAACGCAAUUCACCCUAGAGCCAUAACCGAGUUCUCAUACCGAUAUUAUGACAGUGAAACGGCAAACGUGUACAUGUCGUUCUCAGUUGACGACAGAGAAUCUGAGAUCGCUGAUGUAAUGCAAAAAAUCUCCGGAUUAGGUUUCUCUGCCGUCGAUGUCAGUGACAAUGAGUUUGCUAAGACCCAUGCCAGAUACUUGGUUGGUGGUAAAGCUAAUGCCCCAACUGAAAGAAUAUUCCAAUUCGAGUUCCCCGAACGUCCAGGUGCUUUAAUGAAUUUCCUUAACGGCCUCAAGUCAAAAUGGAACAUAACUUUGUUCCAUUACAGAGACAAUGGAUCCGACGUGGGCAAGAUCCUAGCCGGAAUAACGGUACCUCCAUCCGAAACCAAUGAAUUCGAAGACUUUCUAGCGUCAGUAGGCUAUCCUUACUCAGAAGCCACGGAUAACAUCUGUUAUAAACUCUUCCUUAAAGGCUCGAACUAG